This is a messenger RNA of Symphalangus syndactylus (siamang), 3687 nucleotides long. RefSeq names its product methionine adenosyltransferase 2 non-catalytic beta subunit (gene MAT2B). Lineage: Eukaryota; Metazoa; Chordata; Mammalia; Primates; Hylobatidae. Gene Ontology annotation, biological process: S-adenosylmethionine biosynthetic process. Gene Ontology annotation, molecular function: methionine adenosyltransferase regulator activity. Gene Ontology annotation, cellular component: methionine adenosyltransferase complex. The record is from RefSeq and is a predicted model, not a curated record.
UGUUGUCUCAGCUGGGCGCUGUGGCUCAUGCCUAUAAUCCCAGCACCUUGGGAGGCUGAGGCAGGCGGAUCACUUGAGGUCAGGAGUUCGAGACCAGCCUGACCAACAUGGUGAAACCCCGUCUCUACUAAAAAUACGAAAAUUAGCCAGGCGUGAUGGCAUACACUUGUAAUCCUAGCUACUCAGGAGGCUGAGGCAGGAGAAUGGCUUGAACCUGGGAGGCGGAGGUUGCAGUGAGCCGAGAUCAUGUCACUGCAUUCCAGCCUGGGCAGCAGAGUGAGAGUCCGUCUUAAAAAUAAUCAAUCAAUCAAUCAGUCAAACAAUAGUGUUGUAUGGCAGAUGCACCUGGCAGCAAUAACUUUAAGCAUACCCCGAGAAUACCCUGUGGUCUAAGAAGAAUGUGUGCUUGGAGCUAAGGAAUCCGGGAAUGGCCAAGGCAAAUAUUCACUUCUAUCUAUGGAGGACAUCUAAAGAAUGUGUGCUUGGAGUCUGGAGCUAAGGAAUCCAGGAAUGGCCAAGGCGAGUAUUAACUCCUUAUCUAUGGAGCUGCUGGGGAGGCUGAGGCUGUAGAAUUAGGUGCGGCCCAGGAGUUCGAGGCUGCAAUGAGCUGUGAUGGCACCACUGCUCUCCAACCUGGGUGACAGAGGGAGACCCUGUCUUGAAAUAAUAAAAAUAAAUAAAUUACGCCCAGUUAGCCACUUGGGAUCCAUCUUGAAGGACUGGCUUUUUCAGGUUCACAUUUGUUCACAAAUGCAAACACACACACAAUUCUUCAUAAUUUAUAUUAAGAGAUUUCUCUGAAUGCCUCUUAGAGUUUACCAUGCGCUGUGUGCUCUAAAUGAAUAUAACAUUAAAAGUUAGAUGAUUUUUUUAGUUCAAUUCGAAUGGCAAUUUUUGAUGUUCUUAAAUUGGUACAGAGCCAUUAAUUCAGAAUAGCGGUGCAAAGCUCACUGAGCACAUUCAUCACCCUGGAAAGUCUUCGAAAACAGAUUACUGGGCUUCGCUCCCAGAGAAUGAUUUUGUUCCUUAGGUUCUGUGGUGCAGGCAGGUUUGGAAAUCACUUAUCUAGAAGUCCUUAAUGCUUUGUGAAACUUAAGGCCACUCACUCCAUCUACCAUUUUCUCAGAGGGCAGCAUAAUAUUAAUGGAAAUGACCCGUUGCAUUUUACUUCUUGCGUGCUGUUACCACCACUGCCUUUUACUCUCCUUUGAAAUAAUUAAAAGCACUGGGAAGGGAAAGCACUGGAGAAUUUUACUAAACAUAAUCUGUUGUAAUAAGGUGUAACUAAAUAAAAUGAUAGAAAACUGUGCCUUUUAGAACAGGAAUCAACUGCACGAUCUGUGUGCUUUCCAAAAGUGUGGCUCACUCUUCUGCAAGAGAAAACUAUAAGGAGUCUUGACAGGAAGUUGUUGGGUUUUUGUUUUUGUUUUUGUUAAGUAGUUAGUUCUACCAAAUAGUUUUGCAAAUAGACCCAGGCUUGACUGGCAAUUAAACAUGAAACUUCUCAUUGGGUAUUUUCGAGACUACCACGGGGAAUCAGCUACCAGCUUACUGCCAUGUGGAAAACUGCACGAGAUUCCGGGAUUGGAAUCAAAAUGCUAAUUUAAAAGGUCAAGUGAAGCUGCGCCUCACGUUUUGGCGUGCCUGCGCUCUCUGCAGGCAGAAGCGAACAAAGACCCAGCAAGAGAAGGCAGAGGCUAAGACCCAUCCCGUAUCUGCUCUCCUGAAAUAAUUCUGGAGUCAUGCCUGAAAUGCCAGAGGACAUGGAGCAGGAGGAAGUUAACAUCCCUAAUAGGAGGGUUCUGGUUACUGGUGCCACUGGGCUUCUUGGCAGAGCUGUACACAAAGAAUUUCAGCAGAAUAAUUGGCAUGCUGUUGGCUGUGGUUUUAGAAGAGCAAGACCAAAAUUUGAACAGGUUAAUCUAUUGGAUUCUAAUGCAGUUCAUCACGUCAUUCAUGAUUUUCAGCCCCAUGUUAUAGUACAUUGUGCAGCAGAGAGAAGACCAGAUGUUGUAGAAAAUCAGCCAGAUGCUGCCUCUCAACUUAAUGUGGAUGCUUCUGGGAAUUUAGCAAAGGAAGCAGCUGCUGUUGGAGCAUUUCUCAUCUACAUUAGCUCAGAUUAUGUAUUUGAUGGAACAAAUCCACCUUACAGAGAGGAAGACAUACCAGCUCCCCUAAAUUUGUAUGGCAAAACAAAAUUAGAUGGAGAAAAGGCUGUCCUGGAGAACAAUCUAGGAGCUGCUGUUUUGAGGAUUCCUAUUUUGUAUGGGGAAGUUGAAAAGCUCGAAGAAAGUGCUGUGACUGUUAUGUUUGAUAAAGUGCAGUUCAGCAACAAGUCAGCAAACAUGGAUCACUGGCAGCAGAGGUUCCCCACACAUGUCAAAGAUGUGGCCACCGUGUGCCGGCAGCUAGCAGAGAAGAGAAUGCUGGAUCCAUCAAUUAAGGGAACCUUUCACUGGUCUGGCAAUGAACAGAUGACUAAGUAUGAAAUGGCAUGUGCAAUUGCAGAUGCCUUCAACCUCCCCAGCAGUCACUUAAGACCUAUUACUGACAGCCCUGUCCUAGGAGCACAACGUCCAAGAAAUGCUCAGCUUGACUGCUCCAAAUUGGAGACCUUGGGCAUUGGCCAACGAACACCAUUUCGAAUUGGAAUCAAAGAAUCCCUUUGGCCUUUCCUCAUUGACAAGAGAUGGAGACAAACGGUCUUUCAUUAGUUUAUUUGUGUUGGGUUGUUUUUUUUUUUUUUUUAAUGAAAAGUAUAGUAUGUGGCACUUUUUAAAGAACAAAGGAAAUAGUUUUGUAUGAGUACUUUAAUUGUGACUCUUAGGAUCUUUCAGGUAAAUGAUGCUCUUGCACUAGCAAAAUUGUCUAAAGAAACUAAAGGGCAGUCAUGCCCUGUUUGCAGUAAUUUUUCUUUUUAUCAUUUUGUUUGUCCUGGCUAAACUUGGAGUUUGAGUAUAGUAAAUUAUGAUCCUUAAAUAUUUGAGAGUCAGGAUGAAGCAGAUCUGCUGUAGACUUUUCAGAUGAAAUUGUUCAUUCUCGUAACCUCCAUAUUUUCAGGAUUUUUGAAGCUGUUGACCUUUUCAUGUUGAUUAUUUUAAAUUGUGUGAAAUUGUAUAAAAAUCAUUGGUGUUCAUUAUUUGCUUUGCCUGAGCUCAGAUCAAAAUGUUUGAAGAAAGGAACUUUAUUUUUGCAAGUUACGUACAGUUUUUAUGCUUGAGAUAUUUCAACAUGUUAUGUAUAUUGGAACUUCUACAGCUUGAUGCCUCCUGCUUUUAUAGCAGUUUAUGGGGAGCACUUGAAAGAGCGUGUGUGUACAUGUAUUUUUUUUCUAGGCAAACAUUGAAUGCAAACGUGUAUUUUUUUAAUAUAAAUAUAUAACUGUCCUUUUCAUCCCAUGUUGCCGCUAAGUGAUAUUUCAUAUGUAUGGUUAUACUCAUAAUAAUGGGCCUUGUAAGUCUUUUCACCAUUCAUGAAUAAUAAUAAAUAUGUACUGCUGGCAUGUAAUGCUUAGUUUUCUUGUAUUCUCUUUUUAAAUGUAAGGACCAAACUUCUAAACUAAUUGUUCUUUUGUUGCUUUAAUUUUUAAAAAUUACAUUCUUCUGAUGUAACAUCUGAUACAUACAAAAGAAUAUAGUUUAAUAUGUAUUGAAAUAAAACACAAUAAAAUUAAUACUUGAUCCAGAA